AUGUGUCACUCUUACAACGGCUGCUACAUGUAUUUCGCAUUGGGUUGCGCAUUCAGAUUCUCCAAGACGAUUUCAGAGAUUUCUCUCCUAGUCCAUGCUGGAAUCUACGGAUCAAUCCUAACAUUUCUAACUAUUCAAUUUGUCUAUAGAGCGUGUUUGCUUUCCAAAUCAAAAAACAACUGGGUCAAAUGUUUUGAUGGCUGGAAUCUGUCAUAUUCAAUUUUUUACACAUUAUUCAUUUCUACUAUAUGGGCAUCUGCUCUGAAUUUUGCAUCUGCGGAUUCGGCUUCCGACAAUUAUUUGAGAUCUGUGAUUCUGAAAAGUUAUGGGGUGGAAAUUACAUCAGUGCCCUAUUUUUCAAUUUUAGCAUUCAAUGACGAAAACACGCUCAGAUGGAAAAACGUGCCUUGUGUAUUGAUUCUUUGCACAAUUAUGCUUUUCCACUACACCAUCAUGAUCAUAUGUGGGCUUUAUAUGUACCGGAAAACAAGCAAGUAUUUUAAAACCUCUUCAACGUCUCUCGAAAAGCUUCAAAGACAGUUUUUCUACGCUUUGAUCUACCAAACAACUGCACCAACGCUAUUAUUUCAUCUGCCAGUUUCUGUGGCAGUUCUUGUUCCAUUUUUUGACUUCAAAUUCAGUUACAACUCAAGUAUAGUGCUUUAUGAGCUCGGCGCCUAUCCAUUGGCAGACACGUUGAUCUUGCUGAAAGUGGUUACAGAGUACAAGCUGGCUUAUGGGAGGUUCCUUAGCGGUUUGGCCAAGACAUUUCUCGUCUGUCUGGGAGAAGACACGCCAAGAGAGGAUACCAAAACAAGUGUUCGGGGUCUUAAUAUAUCAUUAAAGACUCUUUAA
Caenorhabditis briggsae is the source of this 855-nucleotide messenger RNA. Lineage: Eukaryota; Metazoa; Nematoda; Chromadorea; Rhabditida; Rhabditidae. The record is from RefSeq and is a predicted model, not a curated record. Bases 1 to 855 code for a protein of 284 amino acids. The transcript has 4 exons.